This is a messenger RNA of Vigna angularis (adzuki bean), 786 nucleotides long. Its product is annotated as pentatricopeptide repeat-containing protein At4g14820. Bases 1 to 786 code for a protein of 261 amino acids. The transcript has a single exon. Gene Ontology annotation, molecular function: RNA binding; protein binding. Gene Ontology annotation, biological process: RNA modification. The record is from RefSeq and is a predicted model, not a curated record. Lineage: Eukaryota; Viridiplantae; Streptophyta; Magnoliopsida; Fabales; Fabaceae.
AUGAAAACAAAAACUACAAAAGAAAAAAAGCAUACUUGGGUCGCGAACAGUGACAUUAACAAUGUAACCGCGUUCGAGGAGGAACUUGACAAGUCAGGAAGCGAUGUAACCGGAAGCGCCGGUAACACAAACAACUUGGCCAGUGUCGGUGGUCAUUCUGAAUUAUGUUCUUCUACUCUAUUGAAGGUCGUUUCCAAACUUUCUUCCUUGAAUAUGGGCUUGAAGGUUCACAGCCUUGUUUCCAAGUUGGGGUUCCAUGACGACCCUUUUAUUCAAACCGCCUUGAUUGCCAUGUACACAUCAUGUGGACGUAUUAUGGAUGCCCGUUUGGUGUUUGACAAAAUGUCUCACAGGGAUAUCGUUACCUGCAAUAUUAUGAUUGAUGGGUAUUCCCAGAGUGGUCAUUAUGACCAUGUUCUAAGGCUCUAUGAAGAAACGAAGAUUUCUGGUAUGGAGCUUGAUUCUAUUAUCCUUUUUACCAUGCUUUCUACUUGUGGUCAUGCGGGAAAUUUAAGCUAUGACAAAGCAAUUCAUGAGUUCAUUAAGGAUAACGGUUUUCAUGUUGACUCACAUCUACAUAUUGCUCUUGUUAUUAUGUAUGCGAGUUGUGGUUCUAUGUAUCUGGCUAGGGAAGUCUAUGAUCAACUUCCCUUAAAUCAUUUAGUUGUUUCUACUGCGAUGUUUUCGGGGUAUGCAAAGAUUGGAUUGGCGAAAGAUGCGUGCUUCAUAUUUUACCAAAUAGUUGAGAAGGACUUGGUGUGUUGGAGUGUCAUGAUAUCCUUUUAG